AAUUCCCAUUCACCUCUCUCGGGGUCGCUCGCUCAAAUUUCCAUUCCAAAAACCCCAAUUCAAAAAAUCCCCCAAUUCAAGCUCAUCAAUUUUGAUCCCCAUUUGUUGUAUCAAUCAAUCAAUCAUCCAUGGCGGCGCCGGAGCUAGUCCAGACCGAUCCUGAGGGAAUCGAGGGCAUACGGAUGACGUGGAACAACUGGCCACGUACAAAGGUCGAGGCUUCCAAGUGUGUUAUCCCGAUCGCCGCCUCGAUCCAGCCGAUCCGCCCCCACGUCGAUCUACACGUCCUCCCAUACAUUCCCCUACGUUGCAAGUCGUGUUCAUCUGUCCUGAAUCCAUUUUGCCGUGUUGAUUUCACUGCCCUUUUAUGGAUCUGCCCUUUUUGCUUCCAGCGGAACCAUUUCCCGCAACAUUACAACUCCAUUUCACAGACUAAUUUACCCGCGGAAUUGUAUCCAAAUUUCUCUUCCAUUGAAUACACCAUCCCCAAUUUCCCGCAAAACCCCCAGAAUUAUAAUCCUGUUCCUGUUAUUCCAACCACGCCAAUCUAUCUUUUUGUUAUCGAUACGUGUGUGAUUGAAGAGGAGCUGGAUUUUGCAAAAUCUGCAUUGAAACGGGCUAUUGGGAUGCUUCCGGACAAUGCGAUGGUCGGGUUCAUUUCAUAUGGCACGCAGGUGCAACUUCAUGAGCUAGGGUUCUUGGAGAUGUCAAAGGUUUAUGUAUUUAGGGGAUCAAAGGAGUUGUCUAAAGAUCAAGUCUUGGAGCAGUUGGGGCUUAGCUCUGCUGGUGGCAGGCGGGCUGGGACAGGUGUUCAGAAGCCCGGAGGCCAACUAAGCCCCACCGCAGGGGCUGUUAAUACGGGAAUUAACCGGUUUUUGUUGCCAGCUUCUGAAUGUGAAUACACUCUCAAUUCGUUGUUGGAUGAGUUGGGGACAGAUCAGUGGCCUGUGGCACCAGGCAAUAGGGCGUUGAGGUGUACCGGAGUUGCAUUGAGCGUGGCUGCGGGGUUGCUGGGCGCAUCUACAGUGGGAACUGGUGCACGUAUUAUUGCAUUGAUAGGGGGUCCAUGCACAGAAGGUCCUGGAGCGGUAAAGCCUUCAACUUUUGUGUUACUCUAUGUUUUCCUUCUAUAUUAAUAUAUUAGUACGUUU
Messenger RNA from Olea europaea var. sylvestris, 1151 nucleotides. RefSeq names its product protein transport protein SEC23-like. Gene Ontology annotation, molecular function: GTPase activator activity; zinc ion binding. NCBI's taxonomy places the organism in Eukaryota, Viridiplantae, Streptophyta, Magnoliopsida, Lamiales, Oleaceae. The transcript has 2 exons. The record is from RefSeq and is a predicted model, not a curated record. Gene Ontology annotation, biological process: intracellular protein transport; endoplasmic reticulum to Golgi vesicle-mediated transport; COPII-coated vesicle cargo loading. The coding region runs from base 129 to 1136 and encodes 335 amino acids. Gene Ontology annotation, cellular component: endoplasmic reticulum exit site; COPII vesicle coat.